UAAAGAAAGAGAAAAAAAAGGGUAAUGACGAUUUCAAAUCGAUCUUAUUGCUUUUCUAGCAUUGUUACCUUGUAUUUCUUCUUCUUGGUUUUCCUCGUUCUACAUACUUUUGCUUCUCCCUGCGGUCAUGAUCAGAGAGAUGCUCUUCUGGAGUUCAAACACGAGUGUCUGGUAAAUAAAUCCUACUCAACUCCACUUUUAAGUUCAUGGAACAAGAGUAGUGAUUGCUGUUCUUGGGAGGGUGUCACCUGCGAUGAUAAAUCAGGCAAAGUGAUUUCACUCGACCUUAAAUUCACCCCUCUGAACAAUAGUUUGAAACCAAAUAGUGGUCUUUUCAAACUCCAGCAUCUUUGCAGCCUAACUCUUCAAAAUUGCGGUCUCUACGGAGAGAUUCCUUCUUCGUUAGGAAACCUCUCUCGUCUCACAAAUCUUGACCUUUCGUACAAUGGUUUAGUAGGCGAACUUCCGGCUGCUUCGGUGGGAAACCUCUCUUCUCUAACUCGUCUCGACCUUUGGCGUAACGAUUUAGUAGGUGAAGUUCUAGUUUCAAUCAGAAACCUAACCCUACUAGAAUACAUAAGUCUUGGUUAUAACAAGUUUGGUGGAUAUACUCCCGCUUCAUUUGCCAACUUUAUCAAACUGUCCACUUUUGAUAUCUCACACAACCAAUUCACCGGUGAAUUCCCUUUUCCACUACUAAAUUUAACCACCAGUUUGUCUAUUUUAGGCAUUGCCAACAAUCUAUUCAAAUCCACGUUUCCCUCUGACAUGAGUGGAUUCCACAGCUUGGAGUAUCUCGACGUGAGUGGAAACUCAUUCUCAGGACCCUUUCCUACAUCCUUGUUCACGAUUCCUUCGCUGAGCUCAGUUAAUCUGGAGGGAAACCAGUUUAAAGGACCUAUAGAAUUUAAAAACAUAUCUUCAUCCUCUCAGCUUGGAACUCUAUACCUUGCUCAAAAUAAAUUCGAUGGGCCUAUCCCAAAAUCCAUAUCGAAUUUUCAUAACCUCCAUAUCCUAGACGUAAGCCACAACAGUUUAAGUGGGCCGGUCCCGACCCCGAUAUUCUCAAAUUCCGACAAUCUGAAGAGGCUUUAUCUUUCGAACAAUAAACUGGAAGGCGAAAUACCGAGUUGGUUUGGAGGCGUGUUGAUGUUGUUGGUUUCUCACAACUCUUUCACCAGUUUUGGAAAAUCACUUGACCUUUUCGGUUUGGACCUCCUUACACAAACGUUGGAUUUUAGUUCGAAUUCAUUCCAAGGACCGUUACCCCAUUGGAUCUGCAAUAUUAAUCCGUUAACGCGUUUAAAUCUUGAUUUGUCCAACAAUAACUUCAGCGGCUCCAUCCCUCAGUGUUUGGGGAAUACAAUUAUUGGUUUCAAAGGGCUGAAUCUGCAAAACAACAACCUCAGUGGAGUUCUUCCGGAUGUAUUUGUCGAUGCUACCGAGUUGGUUUCAUUUGACGUAAGCAACAACCAGCUAGAAGGAAAGCUUCCGGAAUCAUUGAUCCACUGCAUUUCUUUGCUGAUUUUAAACGUGCAAAACAACAGAAUCAAGGACAAGUUUCCAUCUUGGCUAGGCCCACUGGUGUUAUUAAAUGUACUGAUCAUAGGAUCAAACGAUUUCUACGGUCCGUUGUAUCAUCCUCACGUGUCCGUUGGGUUUCAAAGUCUAAAAAUCAUCGAUAUAUCGCGUAAUAAUUUCAACGGAACUUUGCCGCCUUUCUACUUUGCCAACUGGCCUGAAAUGACCAUGUUAACCGAAUAUGGUGAAGGAUACAUGGAAGAUGGUUACCCCUACCAUAUUUCGAUGGAAAUGGUGAACAAAGGAGUUUAUAUGUUAUUUGAGCUGAUCCGGACCGACUUCAGAGCUAUCGACUUUUCAGGAAACGAGUUUUCUGGUGAGAUCCCCACAUCCGUUGGAUUGUUGAAAGGAUUGCGUCUUCUCAACUUGUCAGGUAAUGCAUUCACAAGCGAUAUACCUCAAUCUCUGGCAAAUCUGAUUAGCCUUGAAGCACUAGACCUAUCUCGGAAUCAGCUGUCGGGUCAGAUUCCUGUAAAUUUAGGCAGCCUCUCUUUCUUGUCGGUCAUAAACUUCUCCCACAACAAUCUCCAAGGUCCAAUACCGCGAGGUACGCAGUUUCAAAGACAAAAUUGUUCUGCAUUCAUUGGCAAUCCCAAGCUCUUCGGUCUCGAAGAUAUAUGUGGAGAAACUCAUCACGUCCCGAGUCUUCCACCACCACAACAAGAAGCAGAGGAUUUGUCGGAGCCGAAAGAACAAGUGAUUAGUUGGAAAGCAGCUGUGAUUGCCUAUGUACCUGGUGUGUUCUGCGGAUUGGUGAUUGGACAUAUCUUCUCUCCUUUCAUACACAAGUGGGUCAAGUAAACGCUAUGUCGAAACAGUCACCAGAUGAGCACCAUCUUCUCUUUUUAAAUGUUUGUGAAGCAUAUGUAUGUGUGGGUGAUCUCCAACUGUCAUUUACUAAGUUAUGAUUAUAUACAAUUUGAUCAUGCAUUUUGAAACUUCUUCUUACAUAUAUCUAAGAUAUAAUAAUUUUUUACCUGUUAAAUAAAAUAUUUUGGUUAUU
Messenger RNA from Raphanus sativus (radish), 2584 nucleotides. RefSeq names its product receptor-like protein 30. The transcript has a single exon. Bases 25 to 2382 code for a protein of 785 amino acids. Gene Ontology annotation, molecular function: protein binding. The record is from RefSeq and is a predicted model, not a curated record. Lineage: Eukaryota; Viridiplantae; Streptophyta; Magnoliopsida; Brassicales; Brassicaceae.